Messenger RNA from Bacidia gigantensis, 1425 nucleotides. RefSeq lists its product as uncharacterized. NCBI's taxonomy places the organism in Eukaryota, Fungi, Ascomycota, Lecanoromycetes, Lecanorales, Ramalinaceae. The coding region runs from base 1 to 1425 and encodes 474 amino acids. The transcript has 3 exons. The record is from RefSeq and is a predicted model, not a curated record.
AUGGUGGUCGGUUUGGUGGAAAGCCAAAUGUUACAAGAAGUUCGAUCUCCAGGAAAGCAAUCCAUUCUAAAGCCUUCUGCCGGGAGCGUAGACGAUGAACAUAUCUGUCAACACCAUCCCACUCGAAGUAUCUCAAGUCAACAAGCUACAAUCAACACUUCAUCCUCCAAAUUGUCGAGUCAAUCACACUCAGACGACCAACUUCCGUGUCAGCGGCCGACAGACAAAACACAUCCUUCUGACCCUUCUUUAGAUACCGUUGACAAUGCGUCUAACAAUCAAUCAUCUUCUCAAGAAAAUAUCUUGGGCCAAAAGCCUCCCCCUGAUACAGUCGCAACACAGCAGAAUCUCUUCCUUCCUGCUAAAUUCAAAUCCCACCCUAUCAGUUCUCGAUUGUCGCCUCAAGAAAGUCUAUCAGAGCAGAAGUCUCUCCCCAGCUCCACCCCCUACAUACGAAAGAGAGAUAAAGAAAAGGAAGCCUUGAAAGCUCGAUUGGAGAGCAUUAAGAAAGCAAUCGGUGUCGGCCUCCGUGAGCGAAUGUCCCGUCUGAAACGUCGUUCGCAGAUUAAUCCGAAAGAUGAAGAAGACAUCCGUCUCUUAUUCAAUCUAUUAGAAACAAGUCUCACCUAUAAUGAGAAGCAUAUUGCUCAGCAAUGGCAGCACAGGUACCAACCUGAAUGGGACGAAGCAUGGCUCCCAAUCUCUGAGCAGAAUAGGCAAUAUCAGAAUCACGUAAAUGAAACAAGGAUAGCAAUAGGUCCUUCUGCGCAGAAAGAUCACGUUGAUGUUGUGAUGGAAAAUACAUACCCGGCUUGGAUAGAUUAUCAUGAGAAUGAUGAUGACGACUGGAGCUCGCAAUGCAAACGGAUACGACGCGCUCUCGCUUUUAUCAAAGGUACUGGAGGAAAUGAUGCCCUAUUGCCUGCGAGUGAAAUCCUAGUCGGCGAGCGAAAUCAUGUCGAUAUGGGCGACAUCUGGAAAGAGUGGGAAGGGAAGCUCGACACUUUGGGUGAACAGCCGACAAAGAAAGCGAUGAGGGAGGCUAUACCUUACCACUGGGCCGAAAUUGAGAAACUUAUGCAGGGAAAGAUGAAGGAGAUUGAAAAAAGGAAAGGAGGAGAGCCACGAAUGCUAGGAUUGGAAGGGAAGAGGGGGAUGAAGAGGCUUGCGGACCAAUUAAGUGAAGGGGGGACUGCGGCCAUGCAGGAUAUGAAGGAGUCGGGGUGGAAGUGGAAGGACGCAGGAAAGAAGAGAAAGGAGACGGAGAAGCCUGCACCGAAUGAUAACGGUGGCAGUCGAGGCAAUGGGACUGCGCUGAAAGGGAAGAAGAUGGCUGCAUUGAAGGGUACUGGGGGGGGAGGGGGAGCCAAUGGGAAGGCACGGAAAGGGAGAAAGAAGCAUGCUGCUGGGAAAAGCAAACAUUGA